CAAAGGGACACCGAGCCGUAGUGUACUCGGAGCUACGGAGGGCAUCGUCGCCGGCUGUAGAGAUGGUGUCGAACGCGUUCGUGCUGUGCAAGGUGCGGCACAAUGUGAGUCUGGCGCCGUGCCACGCCAUGGAGCCGCGCGUGGGCAUCGAGCAGGACCUGACGGCGCAGCUCAUGCGCUACUCGCAGCCGCUGCAGGGCGUGGUGCUGAGCUUCAGCGACGUGCAGCUGGCGCAGCCCCACGGCGUCAUCGUGAACGAGAUGCCCCACAUCCACUGCAAGGUGCUGGCCGACGCGCUGGUCUUCCGCCCCAAGGAGGGCAUGCAGCUGCGCGGCGUCGUCAACAAGAUCGGCAGCAACCACGUCGGCAUGCUCUUCGCCGGCGUCUUCAACGGCUCCGUGGCUGAGGCCGAGCUGCCCAAGGGAUAUGUGCACAACUACGCCCAGGACUGCUGGCUGGGCGAGGACGGCUCCUCCAUCUCCGUGGAGGACGAGGUGGACGUUAAAGUGCUUGCGACAGUGUCCACGUCGCUGGUGGUAUGAUU
Molecule: messenger RNA, 544 nt
Organism: Phytophthora sojae
Lineage: Eukaryota; Oomycota; Peronosporomycetes; Peronosporales; Peronosporaceae
Exons: 3
Coding region: 63-542 (159 amino acids)
Biological process (GO): DNA-templated transcription initiation
Cellular component (GO): RNA polymerase I complex
Source: RefSeq, a predicted model, not a curated record